Molecule: messenger RNA, 3233 nt
Organism: Caenorhabditis auriculariae
Lineage: Eukaryota; Metazoa; Nematoda; Chromadorea; Rhabditida; Rhabditidae
Source: the annotation of a GenBank genome assembly
AUGGUUUGAUUUUUUUGAGUUACUGAAAAUUUCGAUUCACUCUAGAGCCUCUACCUCGGAAGAAGAGUUUUUGAUGAAAGGUCGGAUUACAUGAAUAUCAGCCGUCAGUCCAGCACGAAAAGUGAGUCAGGGUUAAUCAUACAAUGGACUUUGAAAAAUGCAAAAAUUAAUCUUCAAAAGAAACAUUUUCUCCAUAGAAAAAGUUAGAUUUUAUGGAUCUCUGCCGACUUUUUGUUUUUGGAAGAUAUAAUCAGUUAUUGUGAAAAUCGAUCAAAACAACAGUAAAGAUACUUCAUUUUAGUGAACCGUUUUCUAACCGAUUUACAGGAUCAAACGCCAAUCUGCGGAGUUCAAGCCUGCCCGAAUACGUCAAUGUUCAUUGCGCUGUGAAACCGAACGGCUCAAUCAGAAGCUCGCAUUCUUUUUUCAACGUCGCUUCGACUUCUGCUGCAGAGGAACCAAAAAGGAGAAAAGUUUCCGAUUACGCUCCACAAACUGAUUCUUCGCGUCGCCGAUCUGAUAAUUCAGUUGGCAGGUUUCUAAAUAGAACAAGGAAGUUUGUGGGAAUUACUCAUCCAAAUAGUUACUCGUUUAUUGCAGUUUUGUUUACAAUAAAAAUCGGUCAAUGAUGGAUUUCACAACAAUCCGAGAUGAAGAACAAGAUUCUCGUUAUGAAAGCUGGCGAAGAGCUAAAAGGUUCAUAUCUGCAUUCAGUCCUAAAUCUCAGUCCGAGUUGAGAAACGGGAAGGUACAUGGUAACAUUUUUUUCCAGAAACUUUUUGAUUUUUCAGGUUUAUCAAGUAAUCACAAAAUCUUCAAGCACCGGUGCCCUCCAGUAUGCCACAACUCUCCUGAGAGUAAGUCGUAUCAUUUCUUGAAAUGUGCAAGCUGAAGACCCACCAUAACUUCAGAAAAACACCAACGCUGGAGAGACAACUAAUUCGAUGAGUGAAAUCUACGAAUUGCCGCCAGCACUCAACGUUGCCGUGACCGAUCCUCUGUCAUUGUCGGCGUUGAAAGAGUCUCGGGUAGGAUACGCCGAAAUGGACUUUUUCUCAGAGUUUAUGGUUCAAAAACUAUCGAAACUUCGCUUAGUGCAUUUCGAAAUGAACGAGAACUGUUUAUGGUAAUUUUUAAUGAGAUUUAAAUUCUAACGGGAAAGUACAUUUUCUUCUAAGCCGAAUUCUUUGGCAAAAUUUAGCCUGAACUCUCUGUGAUGUACUAUGGCACUGUUCACAUUCCUUUAAUUCAAAAUUAUAGCAAUCGUUUGGAUUUUUCAGUCUUCUGAAGACACUCCAGUCGGUUUGGUCCGCGUCAAAGAAGAUAACCAACUCAAAGCGCGUGGAGGAGUGAACAUCAUGUUGGCUCGACGUCUAGCAUCGUCCGUUCGAGGAUCUUUCUCCGUAAGAUGCAGCUAUCUAUCGAUAAAACAUCAUGAUCUUAGAAAUACGACGGCGAGCGAGUGACGCACCAUUAUCCCUCCAAGGUCGGAGGAGAAGGAACCAAGGACGAAAACGCUGCCGCCACGCCCACCACACCUACGAAGAGAGGGCCGCUCGAGGUCAAAAUUUUGACCGAAACGAAACCGUUGGAGGAAUCUGAACCUAUGGAUGGUAAUAAUUAUUUCAAUGCAACAGACGAAAAAAAUCAAAUUUCCAGCAAUUGCGGUUUCUGUUUCAAGGAAACAAGAAGAACUUCGAGCUCAAGAUCGUCGAGCUUCCACUGUUUCCUUCCACAAGGUUGUUCAAGUAAUGGAAGUUUUUUCUUCAAUCAGCUCACAGUUUUUUGGUAGCAUGUCAGACUAUUCAUUUCAAUGACUGAAUUCAAAAAAAAAUUUUUGAGAUAAAUCUCGAACUGGGAAUUCAUUCAGACUCACGUUUUCCCUGUUCAUCCGCCAAGUUCGACUUCUCAUCCUGAAAAGGAGAAGUCGCCUCCGAGUAUGAGAAGCAAAGCAGCCGCGGCAGCUCGGACCAUUUUGAGUCAUCUGAAGGGUGCGGCGACCAGAAACUCGAACGCUUUUUCUGAAAGCACGAGGUGAAUCGUGAAAAAUUUUUUCGAAAUGUUGUGAUGAAAUGAAUUUCUUCAGGUCAUCUGCAGAGUCGUUGUCUUCUGAUGCUCGAUCGAAAAUUUCGAUCAAGAAGCGGAGUAGCUCACCUCCGAGUCAAAUGGCUCCUACGAUUUCUCGAAAUACCAGCCGACAUACAUUAGUGGUGAGAGUAAUGUUUUCAUAGCUGGAAAAUGAAGUUUUCAAGUUUCCCGCAUUAGAUUUUUUUUCUGGAAAGUUCUUUAGAAUGAAAAAAAAGUAUCAUUUUUCUUCGAAAAGUGAAUUUAUUAAGAUGCUUAAAAAAGCCAAGCAAAAACGUUUUUUGAAACAGUAAAGAACAUUUCGAAGAUUAUCCCAAUUUUUGAAUUUUUUUCAUGGGAUCCCAUCUUUUUUUCGAUAUUUCUUCCUGUUUUUUUUGCCAGUAGGACAUUUUUUCCGAUUCUUUUUUCUUUAUUCCAAAGUUUUGUGAGUGUGGAUCGAUACCAAAAAUUUUUCUUGCUGUAGAAAUUCUCAUUUUUCAGCAGGAGCCUUCGACAUCGACAGACUCUUUGAGCUCUGAACGAACGGCAAGGUCAAUCACAUCUCCGCAGUUAGUCCUCCCCAUGAAGACGUCUCACGCUUCUUCAAGCGGUAGCAGCACUGAAAGCAGUAUAUUGAAAUUAACCGUCAUAAUUGAAAGUUGUUUUGUUUCAGAUAGUGCAAGUGAAGAUGGCUCGCCUAAAGUCCGGCAGUCGACUUCAGUUGUCAGUUCACUUUCUAAUUGACUUUUUCAUCAUGUUAAUCAAUUCUUAGUAAUGGAAGUUCUAUAAAUUUUCGAAGGUUCUCUGAAAAUUCUAGUUUUUCCUGAGCAAAAGAUACGAGAGCUGACGAAAAGAGUAAGUUCGUCAUUCAACCUAACAUUUAACAGGCUUCAUCUCUGAACGAAUCGAGAAACUUGUAUUUGAGCGGUUUUUCACCAUCACGACGUUUUUCUCAGGUCAGUUGUAAUCUCGAUUGCUCUGCUUCACCUUCCCAAGAUUCACUCACAUUCCGAUUUUUUUCCUCCAUGUAUUUCUGUUUUCAGGGCCAGUGCAGCAUGACGUCCGGGAACACAACUCCCCAGACGCAAGGAUACUUUCGGAAACAUCGACGGCUACGAAGAAGCCAAAGAACUCUUGAAUCUUCUUCGUCUCAGCCCAACCUUGCGUGA